AGCUUUUGAAAUGGAAGAUCCUGACAUAAUUACGGACCUCAGGCAUCAUAAUACAGGACAACCCUCCAGAUAUCACAUUUUCUUUGACCAUGCUAAGCAAUAUUUGGAAAGUGUUGUAGAGACUGCUGUUGAUGAACGAAGACAUGAUCGUUUCACACACCUUGCCCAAGCCAUGUCAGUGCCUGACCUUCUUCAACAAGUUAAAGAUAUAUGCCCUGAAAAUACACCGAUACCUUCAGAACAAUGGCUGCGUCUACAGUUUGCACCCAAGAACCCAUCAGCUCUUGCAUCAUUACAGUAUACUGGGAGUUUAAAGGUCAAAUUCCAAGUUCAAAGUCGGCAGCUUAGAAAGACGCAUGUUGACCUCCAUUAUGCAUCAGUUGCAUUUAGAUACCUCAAAGAGUUUGCAGUGAAGUUCAGAGACUUUUGUGUGCUUGUGGCUAUGGAUGAUAAACACCACUGCAAAGUUGGAGAACCAGGUCACCCAGUGGCAGCAGUAGAGCGGGGAAAGAGAGUGGUUGUUGCUGCAGAUAAAGUGUUUGCAGUCUCCGAUCAUGACUUUACCAAAUUCAGUAUUGUACCAAGUGUAACAAUGUUGAUUGACAUACCAGAAUCUGUGAGUGAAGGGUCCUUUUAUAGAGGCCAAGUGUAUGUUGGUGUGAAGGAUUUAGCUUUAGAACCUUCCAGUCCAUUGCGUCACAUUGCGGAGCUUAAAGAUAUUUUGAGGAAGGAAGGACUUACAAAGCCUAUUUUGUGUAUCUAUACAGAUGGUGGACCUGAUCACAGACUGACAUUUCUCUCAGUCCAGCUAUCCAUUAUAUGCCUUUUUCUCAGUGGAAAUUACGACAUGAUCGUAGCAGCAAGGACACCACCAUUGGCAUCUUGGAAAAAUCCACCAGAACGUGUGAUGUCUAUUCUGAAUUUGGCUCUACAGGCAGUUGGAUUGAUGAGGAAAGAAACUUCAGCAGAAACUGAGCAGAAACUCAAAUCAGCCAGUGGACUUCAGCAGCUUAGGGAUAUUGCUAAAGAUCCCAAAUUCCAUGAGGAGAUGAUUGACUCAAUUGAACCAGUGAAAGUUCUUCUGUCUCAGCUGUUUGGACGUCUGAAAUUGAAAGAUAAGCAAUUCAAGUUGUUCAACUCUGCUUCUGAAACAGAUCUUGAUGGACUUUGGGGAGAGUUGUCCAAGUUUGGAAACCCACCUGUUGGAAAACGACAGAAUGACUUAAAGAAAAGUUUGAAGGAUUGCCCAAAGCUUGUGGAGUUUAUUGAUCAUUGCUGUGUAUCCAGGACUUACUUCUUUACUGUGAAGAAGUGUGGUGCCAGUGACUGUCAGAUAUGUGCACCCCCAAGACUCCCUAUUGAUAUUUUCAGCCAGCUACAUAACUUUCCAGAUCCAGUUCCAGGAGAAGAAGGACACUUCAAAGAAUUCAGGGAGGUUUUUGGCACCGAUACCACAGAGGAGCACUGCCCGUCAUUGUCAGCAAAAAAAUCAAACGCAGUUUCUACCGGCCAUGGAAUUCCUUUCAGUCCAUCUGCACAGACCGCCAAAACAGUGAAUCAGACAGUAACCUGUAUAGAUUGUCAAAAGCCUAGAGUCAUAUACAGUGCAAACAAACUGAGUGCACAAGAAAGUGCAAUUCUGAAAAGGAUUCUUGGGCUCUAUCAGUUUUCGUGUGGUUCUGAACUUCAGGAACUAAAACCAGAGGAUCCCGUCAGAGCACCUCGUAUCAGUGCUCUGUUGGAGAAAGUAUUUGUUAAAUCGAAUUUAUCAUGCACUUCUCCUGUUGAGGUACCCUAUUACAGUUCUGGUGUAUUUCCUCCAAUUUGCUACCACUGUGGGGCACAAGACACAGAUACUGAAGAGGGACAAUAUCCUAUGUGUCCAGAUUGUGUGGUUUCUAAGUUACAGCCUCCAUUGAAAAGGAAAAAUGUUCAGAGCUUGAGGCAAAAAAGCAGAAAAAAUGAAGGGAAAAAACACUAUGCAACUUAACUGUAGUACAUAUGCUUUAUUAUUUUGACCACACAAGACAAUUUGUUAAGAUAGCAUGUGUUAAAUUUGUUUCAUAUGUAUAGUGACGGUACAAUAAAGAAUUUGCUUGAUGUUAUAUGUUUUAUGUCAAGUUGGCAAAUAAAAAAAAGCCUCCCUCAUCUGUUUUGGUACGAAUAAAAAGAAAAAAAAAAAGCCUCCCUCCCUCAUCUGUUUUUGAGAAAAUUGGCCUGAGAACCAGAGAAUUAAUUUUAUGUGGCCUUAAUAGGAAAUAUAUUAAGUAGGUGCCUGUGGGUACCACCCCUCUUUGCGGAUUUGUCAUUUUCUGACCCUAGCCCCCCCCCCCCCC
This is a messenger RNA of Ostrea edulis (European flat oyster), 2336 nucleotides long. RefSeq lists its product as uncharacterized. NCBI's taxonomy places the organism in Eukaryota, Metazoa, Mollusca, Bivalvia, Ostreida, Ostreidae. The record is from RefSeq and is a predicted model, not a curated record. Bases 11 to 1990 code for a protein of 659 amino acids. The transcript has 4 exons.